UCUAUUUCCCGCCUCUACAAAAUUUAUCGAUUCACGUCUCAUUUUCUCUCAAAUUUGAAUUUUGAGUGAGUGAGUGAGUGAUCUUCUCUAUUUUGGCUUUGCUUAUUUGAGAGAGAAAUUGGAUCGCAGGUGUUUUUCCAUCAGAAUUACGAAAAUAUAGAGUUGUUCAAUUACUGCUGCCAAAAACCUUCUCCAAGGCGGUCCUCAUGAUCAUCUACACUUUACAUUUCAUGACAUUCAAACCUCCUUAUGAAUUUGAGUUCUAACUGAUGCACAAAUUCAACUGAAUUCAACGAUGGAGAUCAACAGACAACAAAAUUUGCGAGAUGAUCCAAUGAGUGAGUGUCGGAGUUUUGGCAGCAAUUACCAUCCUUGUAGCCAAUCCAGGAAGAUCUCAAUAGGAGUUGUGGUAGAUUCCUUACCAAAAACAAGACCCAAAACUGUUGGAGAAAAUGAGGCAACUGUAGUAAAGAUGGAUUCUAGGAGAGGAAUUGCUUUGGAGGAUAGACUCAAGGGGGAAGGGGUCACAGCCGCCACAACAGGAAAACAGGCAGAGGCCCCAGAGCGAGAGACUUCCCCAUGGGUUUCUACUAGAUCUUACAAUAAAAAAAUACCAGCUUCAGGGGAUAAUACUGUUCAGUUUUUCACAAAUCAGAUUUCAGUUUUACAUCCUAGUGACGGCAAGCAGAAGAAAUUUAACAAGGUCAAUUAUAUGAGGAAGGGGCAGAAAGAUGGUACUGCAGAGAGGGUGGAGGAAUUUCCAUUGGCAAAUGCACAGGAAGUUUCUGUGACAGAAAAAGAGUUGGUAGAGGAUAUAACAAACAAAACAGAAAACAGAGGCAGUGAAACUUUGAGAAUGAAGCUUUGGGAGAUCUUGGGAACUGUUUCUUCACCAAACAAGCAUUUUUCCAACUCCCAGGCUUUUGGGAAGGGUUCAACUAAUCUAAAGCCAGAGCAGAGAAUUGACUUCGAAAAUCCUGUUGGUAUGCCUAAAUACAACUCAGACACAAUAGAGAGUGAUUCUGAAAAUCCUAAUCAUACUGUAAGGAGACCGGUGACUCGUUCCUUGACCAGAAAGAGAGCCCCAAAUAAAGUGCAACCGAAAAGGCCAAAAAGUGUGCCAAUAUCUAGUUAUACACAGAAACCAUUGGAGAACAUCUUCUCCUUCAAAGAAGGAUGGUCUGGGAGGCCAUGCCAUACUGUCAAUGGAGGUUCUUCAAUGGCUGAGAGAAAGAAGAGCGAGCAAAAAAUUCUAAAAACUAAGCCAUGGAGGAUGUGCUUUCCUGAACAGGAAAUUGCAGAUGAAGAUCAACAACCAAGUGGUAAGAGCAAAACAACAAGCCCUGCUGAGAAAUUACCAUUAUUUGGAAAUCGGACAGGAAGUCUUUGCAGUGUCCUUCCCGAGAAAACAAGUGAGUUUGUUGAGCCAAAGAAUGGAAUCCAAAGAAACGAUUCUCAUGAGUCCCCAGAUAUGACGACGGCAGAUCAGCCAGGGGAUAUUAGUGGUCCAACGUUUCAAGUAUUUGUGGACCAGCAAGAAGACUUUGCCAAUCCAUCCUUUACUAACAUUGUGGAUCCUAAAUACAACCUCGAAUCCCCAACUUUUGAGAUGAGAACACCAAUUAAAAGCUCUUCUCCAGACCCCUUCUCAAAAGUCAACCAUGGGGAACUGGAUGAUCACAUUCUUGCAGAGAGAAUAUUUAAUGUGGAAGGCAUCCGUAGCUUCCGGAGCUUGCAUGGUUCAAAACCAGAGAGUCAUAAAAUAGAUGCACAAAUGGAAACAUCUGAAGAUGCAGGGCAACUUGAAGAUUCUCCUAUUAUGAAAUCAGUGCCCAUUAUGGAAGGAAAAUACUCAGAAAAUAGGCUGUCUAAAUCAUCAUCUGAAGAAAGCGAUUCUGAGAGCUUUCAAGACUUUUCAUCUAUUGAAGGUCUACCAAGGGAAACAGAGUUCUUGUUUCCAGAAAUCAGCAUGGUUGAGAAAUCAAAGUUUGUGCUCCAUUCAACCAAAAGGCUCCGUAGCCAAGAAGGUGCUAAAGUUACCGGAAUUAGUCCCACCUCAGACUCUCCAAAAGGGACUGGACCUUCAAAACAGGACCAGGAGGAUAACUUGGCUAGUGCUGUUGCUCUAUUUGCCUUGGGUUUAGAAAGAGUUAAAAGCAAAAUGAAGUCAGUGACUAGCCAAAAAUCUGCUGAAAUUCUUAUGUCUGUUGCUGAGGGAAUACAUUUGCAGUUGCAGAAUACUGAAUCUCAGAUUCAAACAAAUUUGGGGAUCCUAACGAGCCUCAGUAAAUCAAAACAAAAACGCCUAGAAACCAGAUUCCAAGAACAACAGAAACAACUGAAGGCCAUGCAUGAAAGGUUCAAGGAAGAGGUUAAUCAGCACCUCCAGGAUUGCAUGAGCACACUUGAAGGGCUGGAGGCACAGCACAUUGAUUGCAAAGGAACUGUAAAGAAACAAAAAGCAUCACACAGAAAGCUUAUCGUGCAAGUGGAAGAAGCAAUUGAGACCCAGCUCAACGAUGCUGAAAGAAGAAUAGCAGCCGUCCACAAGUUGGCAAGGGAGAACAUGCUUCAACUGAAAUGUGUAAUAGCUGAGUGUUUGAAAGAUGAUAUUCUCAGUUGACAUGAUCUUUCCUGGUGGUAAGAAAGACCAGAACACCGGCCAAAGUUAGACGAGCCCAGAAGAGGUAAUCAGUUGAGAGAACUUGGUUUUCAUUUGUUAUUAGAGUUUAGAGAGAACAUGCCUGUGACAUUUGGCCUUGUGGUCUUUUAGAUACACGGUGUAGUUUAAUAGGGUGUUGUCUAGCUGUCAGGAUAGUAAGUAGUGGAUGUUGAGAGAAUUCAUGCAUUAGCUUUGUCUAUACAGCUCAGGAUGAUAAACUUUUUAUCAUAUCCAUUGCAAAGUGAAUGCUACACAGAGUACAUCAACCAAUGUAUAAAUAUAGGUACUGAAUAUGGUUGUUUUAAUUUGGUGUUCUUAUAUUAGGACUUGGGAGCCUUUGAAAAUAAGGGCCCCUGCUGAGAGUUUGACAAAAAUAGGGUGGU
Molecule: messenger RNA, 3045 nt
Organism: Ilex paraguariensis (yerba mate)
Lineage: Eukaryota; Viridiplantae; Streptophyta; Magnoliopsida; Aquifoliales; Aquifoliaceae
Source: the annotation of a GenBank genome assembly